AUGGAGGCUCAUCCAUCCGUACAAAUCUCAGAAUGUCGAUCGAUCGAUCCAUCAAUCGAGGAAGUGUGGGAAGUUUGGUUGCCUUUAGACAGUGUCAAACCAUUAACAGCGAAGACGCAGAGGAACCUCACAUUGUCGGUUCAAAACGACAUGAAGCCCGGUGCAGCUUCGUCAGCGGUUGGGACAAUCGCGAUCUGCACCGAUGAGUGCUGGCUAGCAGGAUUUCCUCCUCCAUCCGAACCGCUACGCUCCUCCGCACCGCUUCAAGCGCAACCGCUUUUAUACCUGCACCGCGCUUCAAGUCAGUUUAAAGGCAGCACACCACGAAUCUGA
Messenger RNA from Necator americanus (New World hookworm), 333 nucleotides. RefSeq lists its product as uncharacterized. Lineage: Eukaryota; Metazoa; Nematoda; Chromadorea; Rhabditida; Ancylostomatidae. The transcript has a single exon. The record is from RefSeq and is a predicted model, not a curated record. Bases 1 to 333 code for a protein of 110 amino acids.